AUGGCUUCAUUAAACAAAUCUUUCUUGUUAGCCUUGUUCAUGUUGGGAGUCUGGGCUUCUCAAGCCAUGGGCCGCACUCUACAGGAAGCGUCCAUGUCCAACAGGCACGAGCGAUGGAUGGCUCAGUAUGGUCACACUUACAAGGAUGCAGCUGAGAAAGAGCUUCGUUUCAAGAUAUUCAAGGAUAAUGUGGAAUUCAUAGAAUCCUUCAACAAUGCCGGGGACCGAUCUUACAAGCUAAGUGUAAAUGAAUUUGCAGACCAAACGAACGAGGAGUUCAAGUCCACCCAUAACGGAUUUAAGCCCACUCAAACAAGAGCAUCGAGAGCCACGUCAUUCAUGUAUGAGAACGUGACUGUGCCAGCUAGUAUGGAUUGGAGAAAGAAAGGCGCUGUAACCCCAAUCAAAGACCAAGGACAAUGUGGAUGCUGCUGGGCAUUCUCAGCAGUAGCAGCCAUGGAAGGGAUUACGCAACUCAAGACAGGGAAGUUGGUUUCUCUAUCCGAGCAAGAGGUGGUGGAUUGUGAUACCAAUGGAGAGGAUCAAGGCUGUGAAGGUGGUCUUAUGGACGAUGCCUUUGAUUUCAUCCGACACAAUGGAGGACUUACAACCGAAGCCAACUACCCCUACGAGGGAAUUGAUGGCACUUGCAACUCGAAGAAGGCAGCCAACCAUGUGGCUAAGAUCAACGGUUACGAAGAUGUAACGGCCAACAGUGAGAAAGCUCUAUUGAAGGCAGUGGCCAACCAACCUGUUUCUGUCGCAAUCGACGCUAGUGGAUCUGACUUCCAGUUUUACUCGAGCGGUGUCUUUACAGGAGAUUGUGGUACCGAACUAGACCAUGGAGUGACGGCUGUGGGAUAUGGGACGACAGAUGAUGGGACCAAGUAUUGGUUAGUGAAGAAUUCAUGGGGAACUUCAUGGGGUGAAGAUGGAUACAUAAUGAUGGAAAGGGAUAUUGAUGCUGAAGAAGGAAUAUGUGGUAUUGCCAUGCAAGCUUCUUAUCCCACCGCCGCUUAAUCCUCAGUAGUUGUAUGUCUCAUGCUCGUUUAUCCUAUGCUUUGAUCACAAAAGUGUUAUGAAGAAAUGUAGAAAUGUUUAGCUUCUUUAUGUAAUUCUCAUAUAUGUAAUAGGUUACUUCCAUUAUAACUCGUGGUAUCCAAACAUCUACUUUUCUAUGGGCUCAUGACAUGAAAUCGACUGGGCUCAUCAAUGUCUAGUCAUGCCGGGAUCGACUCCAAGACUAGGAUGAAUAUUUACUUCA
Magnolia sinica is the source of this 1264-nucleotide messenger RNA. Its product is annotated as senescence-specific cysteine protease SAG39-like. The record is from RefSeq and is a predicted model, not a curated record. Lineage: Eukaryota; Viridiplantae; Streptophyta; Magnoliopsida; Magnoliales; Magnoliaceae. The coding region runs from base 1 to 1020 and encodes 339 amino acids. Gene Ontology annotation, molecular function: cysteine-type endopeptidase activity. The transcript is spliced from 2 exons. Gene Ontology annotation, cellular component: lysosome.